Candoia aspera is the source of this 4538-nucleotide messenger RNA. RefSeq names its product purinergic receptor P2Y2 (gene P2RY2). Gene Ontology annotation, biological process: positive regulation of mucus secretion; blood vessel diameter maintenance; phospholipase C-activating G protein-coupled receptor signaling pathway. The transcript is spliced from 2 exons. NCBI's taxonomy places the organism in Eukaryota, Metazoa, Chordata, Lepidosauria, Squamata, Candoiidae. Bases 16 to 1095 code for a protein of 359 amino acids. The record is from RefSeq and is a predicted model, not a curated record. Gene Ontology annotation, cellular component: plasma membrane. Gene Ontology annotation, molecular function: G protein-coupled UTP receptor activity; G protein-coupled purinergic nucleotide receptor activity; A1 adenosine receptor binding.
UGCUUUCCCAGGGCCAUGGUGAACGUCACGCUCCUGCUGACCUCCUUGAACGCCAGCAGCCCCUCCUUGGAGCGUGAGUGCGGCAAGGAGGAGCACCCCUACAAGUGCAAGUUUGACGAGGACUUCAAAUACAUCCUCCUGCCCGUCUCCUACAGCAUCGUCUUCGUGGUGGGCCUCACGCUCAACCUGCUGGCCCUCUACGUCUUCCUCUUCCGGAUCAAGACCUGGAACUCCUCCACCACCUACAUGUUCAACCUCGCCCUGUCCGACCUGCUGUACGUGAUUUCCUUGCCGCUGCUGGUGUACUACUACGCCAUGGAGGACGACUGGCCGUUCAGCGUUGGGCUGUGCAAGAUCGUCCGGUUCCUCUUCUACACCAACCUCUACUGCAGCAUCCUCUUCCUCCUCUGCAUCAGCGCCCACCGCUUCAUGGGCGUCUGCCUCCCUCUGCGGUCCCUGGAGUGGGGCCAGGUCCGCUACGCCCGCUGGGUCUCGGCAGCGGUCUGGCUGGUGGUGGUUGCCUGCCAGUCCCCCGUGCUCUUCUUCGUCACCACCAGCCAGAGGUGCGACGGCAUCACCUGCCACGACACGUCCGCCAAGGAACUCUUCGGCCAGUUUCUGGUCUACAGUUCCGUGAUGCUGGUCCUGCUGUUCUGCAUCCCCUUCCUGCUCCUCAUUGUCUGCUACUGCAUGAUGGCCCGGAAGUUGCUGCGGCCCACGCGGGGCACCACCCGCAUGUCGAGCUCCAAGAAGAAGUCCGUCAAGAUGAUCAUCGUUGUCACGGUGGUCUUCAUCAUCUGCUUCCUGCCCUUCCACAUCACCCGCACCUUGUAUUACUCCUUCCGCAGCUGGGAUCUCAGCUGCCCCACCCUCAACGCCAUCAACCUGGCCUACAAACUCACCCGCCCGCUGGCCAGCACUAACAGUUGCCUCGACCCCAUCUUGUACUUUUUGGCCGGGCAAAAGUUUGUCAAAUUUGCCUGCCCCCAGACCACGGUGAAAAGCACCACCCAUUCUGGGUCAAGCACCGUGCCCCAUUGCAACUUGCGGGCCAGAGACCAUCUGGCCAUGAAAGUAAAAAACACGGUAUCGUAGCCUGUUUCAUUGCUAACUUUUCUGCAAAUAUUUUCUGUCGGGAAGAUGCUCGUACCAGAGGAAAGAGGGCUUCUGAAAUUCUGGAAGGGUGUUUUCGUAGGUGGUACAAAUGGCACAACAGACGUGUGAAAAGUUCACUGUUUAAAUGACUUUCUAGAGAGGGACUAAGAGAGCUCAGAGCACUCUUAGGCACGUUGUCUAAAUUGCAAGUUGUACCUUGUGCCACAGAAGGUCAGUUGCUUGUAUAACUGCAGGAGAAAUGUUAUUUCUUGAAAAACAAGAAACUGAAAAACUGAGCAUUGGCUCAGUUCACACAACACGGAGACAAGGUUCAAAUGUGGCUUGGUAAGGACAAGAGACCAGGGUGGGCAAGAAACAGCCAUCACCAAGGUCUUAUUGCUUACUGUUUCCUAAAUGAUAUUCAUGCUAUUUUCAUUAGCAAUUAUGGACAAUUUCCCUCUGUUAGUUUCCCUCUGAGACACUUUGGAAGGAUUCUGCUCCUGAGAGAUGGAAUAGAAUUAGAAAUAACAUUUGUAACAAUAUAGUAAUAUAUACUAGUAAUAGUUGUGGUUCAUGAUUCAGCCAUUGAAAGCUUAGCCUUUUAAUAAAAUGUGUUAGCCAGAAAAAAUGCCACUAGACGUUGAUUUUUGGCUACUGUAGACUAACGUGGCUGUUCUUCUACAAUGUUAACACGUUGUGUGAACCAAGCCAACAUGCUAAGUGAUUCUGGCUGUGUUUAGACAACAUGCUUAACCGGGUUAAGGAAAGACCUAGUGGAAAUAUUCACACAACUUGCAAAACUUGGUUGGCAUUAACCUUGAUUAGGUUUUGGGUGGCUCAAGGUGUGGUGUUAAUCCAGCCGAUUCGAUUGGCUCUGGAGUCAGUGAUGUGUAGAAGUGUGAUGUUUCAGGCAAUGUGAUUUGUUUGUUGGAUCAUAACAUGUGAGGUGAGCAUAGUCACUGAGUUCUCUUAACUCGGUUUUAACACGUUACCUGAACUUCUAGGCAUUGUACUGUCUGUGAUCCAAGAUAAAGGGUUGCACGAAUAAUAGAUUAUAUGCAUUAAAUCCCCAAUUUUAUGGACCUCCAUUCAGCAGACUUUGGACGCAAUGGACAAAUUUGGACAAUGUUCCUACAUUUUCUGUAAAUUAGACAUUUUAAUAUAAAUUACAAAAAUCUAUAUGUAAAUUAUGUAAAAAUUUACAUACAUCAGAUUUAUGUAAUUAUCUACGUUCUGAUUUAAUGGACAUUUGGCUUUAACAGACACCUCUCAGUUGGUCCAUAAAUUAAGGUUUUCGCCGCAUUUUUUCUUGGGCUGCAACAUUUCAGCUUCCAAGCAGGGGUAGAAAGGGGAAUUCUGGGAGUUAAGUCCACACAUUUUAAAAUUGCCAAGUUUGAGAAACACUGGAUUAGAGUAGGAUUAAACACCCCUCCACAUCGCUGAGCUUCAAUUUUUCAUGUACCAGAAAGUUUUGAUUCAGGAAGGUGCCUAGUUGCAAUCUCCCAGCUACAAUCCAGGUGAAAGGACCCAGAGGGGCCAUUUAAGUACUUUAUAAGCAGUUCAGGUAGAACAAGGUAAUUCACCUUUGCACCUGCUCGUCCUGUUCACCUUGAACAACACUGACUCCUGCAGAACGUCACAAGCAAUGGUGCUUAAUGAAGGGCCAUUAAAAUCCCCAUUUCCGAACAACUACAGGUGGUCCUUGCUUAACAACCAUUCGUUUAGUGAUGGUUCGGACUUACGACGGUGCUGAAAAACUGACCUGUGACUGGUCCUCACACUUAUGACCAUCGCAGUGUCCCCCCUGGUCAUGUGAUCACGAUUUGGGCGCUUGGCAACCAGUUCUCAUUUAUGACCAUCACAGCAUCCUGUGGUCACAUGAUUGCCAUUUUCCACCUUCCCAGCCGGCUUCUGGCAAGCAAAAUCAAUGGGGAAUCCCAUGAUCUGCUUAAUGUGGUUCGCUUAACACCCACAGCGAUUCACUUAACGUUCACCACAAAAAUGGUCAUAACAUCAGGUCAGAUUCGCUUAAUGACACUUUGCUUAGCAACAGAAAUUCCAGGCCCAACUGUGGUUGUUAAGGGAGGACUACCUUUAUUUAUUAAAGACCCUAGAAGGAGAUGUUUUCCUUUCCUUCCGGCAGUGUGCUGGAAAUCUUGAUCUAACCCUUUCCCAGUUAUAAAACCCACAAGGCACCCUUAGGCGAGCCAUUCACGUGCAUUGUGCCCCAACUCACAGGCUGAGUUCACGCAGCACUUUCAACCCGGCCUGGGUAAAACUGGAUGUUUGUGGACGAAAGUCAUUCUGUUUUCUUAGCCUGGCUUGAGGAAGUUGUGUGAACUCAGGCAGCAUUGGGUUAGUGACAUUUCCAGGCCCUGGGCUGGAUUUGCAGACAUAGGACCCUCAUAAUCUGAGGCUGAUGUGCUUCAGAGACCUGGCUAAGUUUUUAACUGACCCACUGAAGCCUCUGGUGUGAACACAGCCAGUGUGAAGAAAUGGCUUCUAGUGCCGUGCCUGCAAUGGUGGAUAGCAAAUAUUUAUUUUUGUAUUUAUUUAUUCACCUGAUUUAUAGCCUAUCUUUCCUCCAGGAGCAUCCCUGGUUCUCAUUGCUCUGAUUUUUCUCCCCCGCAACAACAACCCUGCAAGGUAGGCUGGGCUUGGAGGGGCUGACGUGACAUCAGAGAACUUGCUUGGCUGAGGAUGAACUGGAACCUGGUUCUCCCUUCCCCGAGUUUAAUCCCUGAAAUCCUUCCCCACCAGACAUGAAGAGGUCCCUUGUUCAGAGUACUACUUCAUUCCUCAUGAAAUCUUAAGCACUUGCUGGGAUUCAUGAUAUAACACUGAUUCUUUAAUGAUUCUUUGUGGUUUUGUCUUAUUUUUAGGUCUCUUUGUUUUUAAAAAUGUAUUCUGUUCAGAAGGGAGAAAGUGGCUGCUGAUAUUUUAAAUAAAGCUGUUAUUAACAAGAAGAAAUUGAAUGGGGUGUAUGCAAGAGUGGUCAAAACAGUCAAGAUGGCGGCUGCGAUGGUGCAAUCAAAACUUCACCCACUGUUUCAAUCGCACCAUUGCAGCCGCCAUCUUGACUGUUUUGACUGUCCCCUGUGGACAACCUGCAAGAUAGUGGAAUGAAUAAAAUGGACAACUGACCAUUAGGAGCAACUGAAUGUUAAUCUGGACAAAAGACCUUGUUAUAGCUACUGUUUCUGUUAGUCUUCCUGUUGGGCCUUUUUUGAACAACCCAACAAUAUUUAGCAGAAGAAAUCUUUCUUGGUACAAAUUCAAAGCCAGGGAGAAAAUGUUGUCAGUUAAGUUAUUGUACAUUUCACACAGCGACGCCCAAAUGCUUGACCAGUAACAAAUUUGACGGACCGGAGCAAGGAACCGCAAAUGAUUCAGUAAUAUGUAUGAGUGACAAUUUUGCAAAACUAAACAAAGAAUUAAAAUCC